AUGGGUACAGGAAAUACUACAACAGAGGUCUUUCUGGGUCUUUCCGUAGAAACACAAGAAAACAAGAGUGGGAGAAGGAGGAGGAGAAGAACCGAGAAGAGUCUCUCCAUCGAGAAACUGGCGAAUCGUUGGUGGGCCGGGCACUUGGGGCUUCCGGGAGUUGACCCGGCAACCCCCGGUUCCUCCGGCCCCAAGAAGCUCAACCAGGAGACGCCCAAGAAGGACACCGACCCUGGCUCCCGAGCUGACGAAGAGGAGGAGAGAGACAACAGCGACGAGCCCAAGGAGGGUGCCGUCGAGAUCGGUACCCGCCGGCCCCGCGGCCGCCCUCCGGGCUCCAAGAACAAGCCGAAGCCCCCCAUCUUCAUCACCCGCGACAGCCCCAACGCCCUCCGCAGCCAUGUGAUGGAGGUCGCUGGCGGUGCAGACGUCGCCGAGUGCAUCGCCCAGUUUGCACGCCGCCGCCAGCGUGGCGUCUGCGUGCUCAGCGGCACCGGUGCAGUGGCCGACGUUGCACUGCGGCAGCCCGCUGCGGCGGGUGCCGUCGUCGCGCUACACGGCCGCUUCGAGAUCCUCUCGCUGACUGGUGCCUUCUUGCCCGGACCAGCUCCGCCGGGGUCCACGGGGCUGACGGUGUACCUGGCGGGCGGGCAGGGCCAGGUGGUGGGGGGGAGCGUCGUAGGUUCUCUCCUCGCGGCGGGGCCGGUCACGGUGGUUGCUGCGACGUUCGCCAACGCCACCUACGAGCGGCUGCCGCUCGAGGAUGAGGAGGAAGGCGGCGGGCAGCUGCCUGGCGGCUCACCGACGGCGAUAGGGGCCGGACUGCCCGAUCCGUCUUCAUUCCCCAUCUAUAAUUUGCCGGCAAAUCUCCUCGCGCAGCUGGGCCAUGACGCGUUCGCAUGGGCUCAUGCUCGGCCGCCGUACUAAAACAACCUAAGGGUAUCAAGGAGAAGAAGGGACGGAGAAGGUAAGAGAUCCUGUUAAAAUUUAUUCUAUCUGGUGAAGAAGGGAAAGGAGAAGCAAGCAAUCUCAUCUAAAAGCUCCAGUUCUGUGUGUAAAUGAUGCAUGAUGGUUCAUGAUAUGGAAUACUCUCAUGUUGAGCUUUUAUAAUUUCUGUUUCCUUUGAAAUGGGUAGAAGUGGUGUUAAUAAAUAAUAAUUAGUUUAUUGCCUUUAUUAGCUCUAACAUAAA
Phoenix dactylifera (date palm) is the source of this 1190-nucleotide messenger RNA. The record is from RefSeq and is a predicted model, not a curated record. NCBI's taxonomy places the organism in Eukaryota, Viridiplantae, Streptophyta, Magnoliopsida, Arecales, Arecaceae.